Mus caroli (Ryukyu mouse) is the source of this 1335-nucleotide messenger RNA. Lineage: Eukaryota; Metazoa; Chordata; Mammalia; Rodentia; Muridae. The record is from RefSeq and is a predicted model, not a curated record.
UUUCCUUUUCCUCUUUGCUCCCUUUGUUCUAGUACAUUAGAGGAAACUCUGUUUUUAAGAUUUAUUGUUUUUCACUUGGCUCUCUUGUACUGAACACUUACUGAUCUUACCAGAAUAAGACAGAUGUAUUGAUGUCCAAUCUUAAAUGUUUCUGAAGAGAUACUUGUGAUGGAAAUAUACACUCUGGGCAAGAAGUAAAAAGCAGACUGGAAUCUCUUGACACACAUAAUGUGGCUGGAAGAAUCCCAAAUGAAAUCAAAAGGUGCCCGACAUCCCCAGCUGAUCCCUUGGGUCUUCGCUGUUGUUUCCAUCUCAUUCCUUAGUGCUUGCUUUAUUUCAACUUGUUUGGUGACUCAUCAUUACUUUUUACGCUGGACGAGAGGAAGUGUGGUGAAACUGUCAGACUACCACACAAGACUAACGUGCAUCCGAGAGGAGCCACAGCCCGGAGCUAUAGGUACUUGGACCUGCUGUCCUGUUAGCUGGAGAGCCUUCCAGUCUAACUGUUAUUUUCCUCUUAAUGACAACCAGACCUGGCAUGAGAGCGAGAGGAACUGCUCAGGGAUGAGCAGUCAUCUGGUGACCAUCAACACCGAAGCAGAACAGAAUUUUGUGACCCAGCUUUUGGAUAAACGGUUUUCUUAUUUCCUGGGACUUGCUGAUGAGAAUGUGGAAGGCCAAUGGCAGUGGGUGGACAAGACGCCAUUUAACCCACACACGGUAUUCUGGCAAAAGGGGGAACCCAGUGACUUUAUGGAAGAAGACUGUGUUGUCCUUGUUUAUGUCCAUGAAAAAUGGGUCUGGAAUGACUUUCCUUGUCACUUUGAGGUGAGAAGGAUUUGCAAAUUACCUGGAAUAACAUUCAAUUGGAAGCCCUUGAAGUGAUCCUUAUGAUGAGGAUGAAGAAGAUGAACCUAUCAGACCCAGGGGAAGUGUCCACACAUCAUAGAAAUAAAGAACACACUGGGUCAUAGACCACUGUUAACCAUGAGGAUGGUUUUCAUUAUUUUUGUUUAAAUUUAAUUCAAUAUACAUAGCAUAGUUUGUGCUCUCUCACUCUCUCUGUCUNUGUGUGUGUGUGGGUACACACUGGCAUGCACACACAUGCUAAUGCACACAUAUGUUUAAGAUAGUGAGGUUUUGUGUCCUGUUUUGGUAGAGAGAAUGAUCAUCAUCCUAUGAGAUUCAGUUUUUAAUCAUUGUUUCCUUGAGAGUAUUUAAAGAAUUUACUUUUCAGUUGGUAUGUUUUUGUUAUAUAUUUAAUGAAUGGAUUAGAUAAUAUAAUCUCUUUGUCAUUUUUCUCUUGCCUCUUAAAAUUAAAACUUAGAGCAGACA